This is a messenger RNA of Phytophthora infestans T30-4, 797 nucleotides long. RefSeq lists its product as uncharacterized. The record is from RefSeq and is a predicted model, not a curated record. The transcript has a single exon. Gene Ontology annotation, cellular component: plasma membrane; endoplasmic reticulum membrane. The coding region runs from base 63 to 797 and encodes 244 amino acids. NCBI's taxonomy places the organism in Eukaryota, Oomycota, Peronosporomycetes, Peronosporales, Peronosporaceae. Gene Ontology annotation, biological process: (1->6)-beta-D-glucan biosynthetic process. Gene Ontology annotation, molecular function: glucosidase activity.
CCUCGGGCUGCAAGGCCAUCAGAGAUAACCGCAAAGCAGUCUACCGUCACUGUUUAGUUCCGAUGCAGCUCGUACGAUAUGCCGCUGUAUGCAGCCUGGCGCUGUUGUGGACAGCUUCCGUUGAGGCCACAAAUGCCACAACGUACCCGACCAGGUCGGGCAUCGGGACGUGGGUCGACCCGGACACCCCCAAGGACAGAUACGUGUACACGAGCUCACGUGGUCGACGAUGGGAUCUCGUCAUGAGCGACGAGUUCAACGUCGCCAACCGCAGCUUCCGUGCGGGCGACGACCACAUUUGGACGUCUCUCGAGAAACCCGACGGUGUAAACGGUGCUCUUGAGCUUUACUCGCACAACAUGACCUCUACAAGGUGCGAUGACGACGGGACGUGCUACUUCUAUAUCAAGACCAUCGACGAGAAGAACACGAUCCACGUCUACAACAUGUACACCCACCCACCCAGCUUCGAGGACGUCUACUUCUGGUACCGUGGCGCAAUGGUACAGUCGUGGAAUAAAUUCUGCUACCAGGGCGGUAUGCUCGAAGUGCGGGCGCAACUCCCUGGAGCUGUCAGCGCAAAGUCCGGAAACCCCGACCGAGAUCUUGGAGCGACUGGUAAAGUCGCCAACAACCAGUACUACCCGACAUGGCCCGGUGUUUGGAUGCUGGGCAACCUCGGACGUGCCAUUUUCUCGGCGUCGACCAACCGGAUGUGGCCGUUCUCGUACAACCGAUGCGACGCCGACGUCUUUGACCCAAGUUUCCAACGUAUCAGCGCAUGCGAUGACAAAUAA